UAUCGACAACCGGAAGAGGAUGUUUGCUGCACAUUUACGCUCUUCUGUACCAGCGACCUGCGAGUGUCAGUUAGCGGUUAGCACAGAACAUUUCGCGACUUCUACGUAUCAAACACAGAUAUGUCUCACACGAUUCUGCUAGUGCAGCCCACCAAGAGACCAGAAGGCAGGACAUAUGCAGACUACGAGUCUGUCAAUGACUGCAUGGAAGGAGUGUGUAAGAUGUAUGAAGAGCAUCUGAAGAGGAUGAAUCCUAACAGUCCUUCUAUCACAUACGACAUAAGCCAGUUAUUUGAUUUUGUUGAUGAUCUUGCUGACCUCAGCUGUCUUGUGUACAGGGCAGACACACAAACCUACCAGCCCUACAACAAAGACUGGAUCAAAGAAAAGAUCUACGUGUUGCUGAGGCGUCAGGCCCAACAGGCAGGGAAAUAGGAAGUGGGUGACUGAGAUGCAAAUGGGCUAUUACUGAUGCUAGACAUUAACUUUAUCUGAACUACGCCACAUCACAGGACUAAAGCAGCCAGACCUAACGUUAAUGUGGUGCCGCUUAGUUCAGUUUUUGUUGAUUGCAUGUCUGUUCAGUCAGUAAAGUAAAUGUUAAAAUAUUUUGCCUUUUAAAUUGCAUUUUUGUAACAGAAGUUAGGGACAUGGGAUAUUUAUCAGACAUGAGCCUAUGAUGGGUAAAAUUGGGUACAGGAUUUAUUUUAGGCCCCUCUCAAUCAAUGAAGAUGUGUUUUCUUGUGUUUUUUUUAAUGGUUGUUGAACCCAGUAAAGUAUACUAUUUACACAUUGUUGAGUUGUCUCAUUACCCAAUUCCUGUACAAAUUUUGUUGACCUUUUCUAGUUUGUGUAUGUUUUCAGUGGCUAUUAGUAAAAAAAUAAAAAAAAUCUUUACUCAGAUGAUUGACAAUA
Molecule: messenger RNA, 915 nt
Organism: Misgurnus anguillicaudatus (oriental weatherfish)
Lineage: Eukaryota; Metazoa; Chordata; Actinopteri; Cypriniformes; Cobitidae
Source: RefSeq, a predicted model, not a curated record